Messenger RNA from Symbiodinium pilosum, 225 nucleotides. The record is from the annotation of a GenBank genome assembly. NCBI's taxonomy places the organism in Eukaryota, Dinophyceae, Suessiales, Symbiodiniaceae.
GAAGAGAUCAAGAAGAUCGACCCCUAUGACCUGAAGAAGCUCGAGACUCUCACGGUGGUCCCAGACCCAAUCCGUCGAGUCUUAGAGGCUGUGUAUCUGCUUUUGCUGCCCUCCUCCGGGCUCCCGUCCAUCAGCGCUCUUACGCCGCCCGAGUGGUCAGGCAUACAGGACAUGCUGAAAGACAGCUCGAUGGUACAACGCGUCAUGAACUUCAAAGCGAGAAAG